GGGACUGGGACCCAAAAUCACUCCCAGUCAAACAUGGCAUCUGAAGAGAAGAAUUUACAGGAACAAAGCGAGGAAAAACUCGAAAAAAAGAAGCAUCGCGGAAUACCAGAGGCUCUUUUUCUGGUAAUAUUUUACUACUUAAGCAGUGUAUCCCGAAAUUUUCGAGAGGACGUGAUUGGAGUAUUUUCCCCUCGGGAAAGUUUUUUUUGCAUGAGGUUAACAAGCUUACUGGAAAUGAUUUUCAGUACAAAAAUAACUCUUACCUUAAGUACUAACUAUGAUCUUACUGAGUCCGACGAGCCAUUCAAAUUCGUUUACCCGUCACAUACAGGAAGAUGUUGAUGAAUUCAUGAAAAAGAGCGGACAUGAAACCGCCGAGUCCGUGCUCAAAGAUUUGGAUGAGCAGCAUCAGAAGUAUAAAUUUAUGGAACUGAAUUUGCUGGCAAGAAAGAAAAGGUAAGCCAGUUGCUCGAUCAGUCACUACUCACAAUUAAAAACAACAAUAACGAUUAUUUUUUACCCCUGGCAGUAUCUUUAAGUGUGUGGUCGGGCAAAUAACUGCAACAGAAAUUAAUCGAAAUAUCCAUAACAAGGCUGUGCUCUAAGGAACGUUAAAGGGAGCCCAUUUCUCUGAACCUGUUAAAUAUAGGGUGCCCAGCAUAUGAUUGUGUGAAAGAAGGAAGAUUUUCUAGUCGCCCAAGAGCAAAAGUUAGGCUCCAGGGGCCAAAGGGCUCUGUUUAACCUUUAAAGCCCCAAUGCUGACCAACAUCAAUUUUCUUCUAACGAUAUCCAUACCUUGUCAAGAGAUAAGGUUAUGAGAAUUGAUGAAAUGAUGGCUAAAGAGAAAAUGCUUUGAUCUUUUAUCAAAUUCUCUCAACUACCUCUUUAAGGAAAUGUAUGGAGAUCAGUUUGGAGAAUUACUUUGUGGAUAUUGGGGCUUAAAGGGUUAAUAGAGCACAGCCUUGCAUAACAUUAACAAACUUAUAAAAGAGUUCCAACUGACAGUCCUUGUAAGGUGGCUCACUGUAACAGUUUGUAGCUUUAUAAUAGGUGUAAAAGGAAUUUCCUCUAAGUUUCAUAGCUUUGGUAUACAGCUGCCUCGUACACAGGUGUGUUCUGACUGAUUCAAGAGUGACUGGGAUUUGGGUUCUAUGCUAGGUAUCAUGGGAAAGGCGAAGAGCAAAUUUUUGUUGUUCAUCCUUCCCAGCAUCCUUUGCAUCCAUGCUAAAUGUUCCCAUGGUCCAUUGCAUAAUACUCCUUGAUGGCUCAUGCUGUCACGUUUUCUGUUUUCCACACUUGAGACACCUAGGAACGAGGCAGGGUGUCCUGUCAAACCCCAUUUCUAUGGAUACUGAAGGGGCCAUUGAAAGUGUUCAUAUUAAUGGGGUGUCUGCAUUAAGCAGGUGAUAAGGUAACAGGUUUGAAGUAAUAUGAAUCCCAAGAUCCUCAACUUCAGAUACAGCUUUCAAGUUGUUACCACAUAAAUAAUUGAGGGCUUGAAUUGUCAUUCUUUUUAAAAUUAUGCAUCACUUUGCAUUUAUCAGUGUUAAAUCUCAAUUGCCAAUCAUUGCUCCAAUGUUCCAAACGAGUAAGAUUUUUCUGUAGUUCUUCCACAUCUUCGUUAGUGUCCCUCAGUACCCCAUACACCUUCAUAUCAUCCGCAAAGAGUUUUGUGCAAGAGGUAAUGUUCCUUGAGACAUUGUUAAUAUAAAUGAGAAAUAAAACGGGUCCCAAAACAGUUCCCUGGGUCUGAACACCAGACAAAAUAGAGGCCCAAGAUGAAUAAUGGCCCCGCAAAACAACCAGCUGGUAUUGGUUUGAUUGGGUAUCAAUGAUUGGGCCCCUGAGAGAAACAAUGAUGUCAUCUUAAUUUUUGGGUCUAUGAAAAGCUUUUGAAUUGGUGCCACAUAAACAAUAUUUGAACAAAGGUAAUGAUCAAGACAGGUAAGAUUUCUCUUUCAGGAAGCCAAAUUGCUCUGGAAUAAAGAUCUCAUUAGUUAUCCAAAACUGAACAAAAUGCUGUCUCACAAUCAUUUCACACACUUUGCACACCACCAAUAUUAACGAAACAGGGUGGUAGUUUUGGCGAACGUAUUAGCACCUUUCUUAUGUAAAGGAGUGAUGUCAGCCAAUAACCAGUUGUGUGGUAGCAUGCCUGAUGCAAAAGACCCCUUUGCACUGAGCGGUGGAGCCAAAGUUUGGGUGCAAUUCUUUAAUUACAACAAGAUUUUAUUUUUCUGUAUAUAUUCAAUUUCUUGUAUUUCCCUAGGGUAGGCACCCUGCGGGGGUCUAAGUGUCCCUUUGGUGCCCUUCAUUUUUGGGCUUUAAUUCUUUCAUGUUUGUAUAUUUCAUUCUGUUUUGAUUUUGCCCAAUAAAGCUUGAAAUAAUAAUAAUGAUAAUAAUAAUGAAUACUAUCCGGACCAGGUGAUAUAUGAGGUUUCAACUCACUCAGGAUCUCGUAAACAUCCUUAGGAGAACAGUGCAGAAGACUAAGAUCUGUGUAAUAUAUGUUAUAAAAGGGUCAUGGUAUUAAGGUCAAAAAACACCUUUGUUCGGAACAAAAUUCUAAAGAAAUUAAAAAUGAAUUUAGUAUGGUCAAAUUCUAGACAUCUCUAACCUUCACAAAGCUGUCAUUCGUGGAUGAAAUCCACGGAAACACUCAAACAUCUCUCAUCUAUAGAUCACUUAAUCAAAACUGUACGUUCUCUGCAUUAACUUGUUUGAUGCCAAAAUAGUCUGGAACUGAUGUCUACAAAUCAUUUAUCUUCCAGAUGGUCUUUUAUAGAGCCCACUUCUUUUCGCAAUAUGUUGGUAGCGUUUUAACACAUGGAAUUAACUCGAUUGUACAUUUGCUGUCAACUGAAACCUCAUGGAUACCAGUUUUGUGCAAUAGAAUGAAUAUAUUCCACAUGCAUGCUUAGGGGCGGAUCCAGGAUUUUUUUUAGGAGGGGGUGCACUCGUCUCUUGCUCUACUUCAACACCAAUAAACCACAUAUUUUUUGUUUUUUGCAGAAUACCAGUAGUAGUAGAAAACCACAGGUCAUCUCAAGGGAGGGGUGCAAACAUAAACAAGCCAAGUGACACAAAUGUCUGCAUGGAUGGCAUCAAAACACUACAGGCUGUGUCACAACACAGCAUUUAUCUUCUUUUUUGAAAGGUUUUUAGGUCAUCAUUUACGACCCACAGAUAACCCAUGCUUCUCCUCGUAUAUCUGAAUAAAAAAUCAAAACAAAUCGGCAAAUCACUUUUACCUCUCAAGAUAUUAUUUUUUGUUACUAAUAAAUAUUAAAUUCUACGAGAAACAAUUUUCACUGAUUAACAAACUACAGCCAUUAUCUUACCAAUUCCCAUCCAGUAUACCUCCAUGCCUUCCUUUUUUCGUAUCUCAACCAAAAAAUAUACAACGCUACUGAACUACUCACACAUCCCUAAUACAUAUAUAAAAACUUCACACACACCUAGUACAUCGACGCCCAAAUAUAUGCUCCCAAAGUGUCUUGUUGUCUAGUAGUUGUGUGCUUGCCAGUGUAAUUUUGUAUGCUUGACUUCUUGACUGUAACUUUAUUGGAAAUAUAUAAAAUAUCUUGCAGGUUACAAAUUCAAGUUCCAGAUUUAAAUUCUAGUUUGGAGAUGGUCAAAUUAUUAUCUUCAAAAAAGGUACUGUUAAAGAAACACAUGUAAUGUGGCUGUAAAUGGAAGUGGCCAUGAUGUUCACAGUCAGUUAUCACUUUCUUGACUAAAAUAUUUGGUGUUAUUUUGCUUCCUUUUAUGCAGGGAAGUUCCAAGCCACUACAGAGCAGAUUUUUGUUGUCUGAUCAAGUCUAUUGCACUGCAGAUGUGCCACCCACUGAAAAAGUGAUGCUUUGGCUAGGGGUAAGAAUUUGUCAUAUAUAACUAAAAUGUAAUUUCAGGCUUUAAAGCUGUAGACAUCAAACAGCAGGCCUGAACUUCAAUUUUAUCACUCAAACCAACAGGAAGUGAUGACAAUGAUGAUGACGACAGUAGAGAAAAUGUCCAUGGAUGUAGCUGAGGAAACACUUAGCAGGCUUUUAUACUCAACUGCACUGUCAAAAUUACUCCAUGUCUUGGUUUUCCAGAGCAAUUUGAGCUGGUGUAAGCUCUUUUUCAGCCGUGAAAUUAGCUGGCAGCCGCCUCUAAGCGACGUUCCUGAAUGUCUCGUAAAAUGUGAAUUCAUUGUUUUUCAAAAUUGAUCCCUCUUAUUCCAGGUCAUUAAUUUUUGUCAAAUAUUAGUGAAUGUUUUUUCUGUAGUCGAAUUCUAAAGGACUGUAAGUUUUUAAAACAAAGUUGGUGAUGUCAACAAUCACAUUAGUCUGCUACACAGCCGUUUUUAGUGUCGUCAAAAAACGGCUUGAAAACCGAACUUCAUUGUUUUGUGUUUGUGGUCGAAAAAUUCAUCCCUCUUAUUCCAGGUCAUUAAUUUUUGUCAAAUAUUAAUUUGAAUGUUUUUUUUAAGUGGUCUGUAAGUUCCAAGUGAAAAAAAAAAGUUUGAUAGGCCUAAAAACUUUUACCAGGAUAAAAUGGACUGUUUAAGUUUUUAAAACAAAGUUGGUGAUGUUAACAAGCACAUUUUGCUGAACACCAUUUACUGAUGAAACAUCAAAUAGACUGGGACUCUGUGGCCUGCCUUAUGUAUUCUACAGACUACUAUCAAUGUUGCACUUUAGAAAGCAGGUUUACUAUAACUUAUAACAAACACCACUGAAUCACAGUCACCGAUACAAGCACCACACAAACGACUCAUUGACGGACACAAGCAAAAUGACAGAAUGACUGGAUAACCAACAAUUUCAUGUACAAUAUAAAAUUAUGAUCGACUGUUCAAGUGUGACAAAAGACAGAUUGAAUGCAAAAUUGACAGUUAAAGUCUUCACAGCCAAUAAGAUCAUGGCUUAUCUGAUAAACGACCAAUAACAUUGUGACUUGAUUGACCAAUCAGGUCAUUAACCAGAGUUUAAUACCAUCAUUGACGUGAUAGAACUGAUCAUCAUCAUCAUCAUCAUCAUUUAUUAGCCCCGAUAAUUAUUAAAAUGAAUUUUACAGAAUACAGUAAUGAUUUGUUAGGCAAGGAAACCUCAAGAAACCACCAGGCUAAUAGGAGAGGCCACCUCAGCAUCACAAUUAUGAUAAGAAAUAAGGGCUGCGAAGGAGUGCGGCUAGACUAAUUCAGUAACUGUUUGAAAAAAAGAUAAGAUAAGAAAGCCUUUUGACAGGUUGUUGAAAUGUCAGUCACUUUCAGCAAUAGUCCUAUUCAAGACUAAGCUCACUUGGACGAUCAUGCUCCACCUACUUAAUAUGAAAAGACGCGUGGGUUGAAACCUUUCAUAGUAAACGAUGAAGACAGCAUAGACAACAUAAGUCAGUGCAAUUUGUUUUGGAUAUAUAACCAUACUAUUAUGUUGCCAUUCUUACAGGCAAAUGUGAUGUUAGAAUACAGUAUUGAAGAAGCAGAAGCUUUGUUAUCUAAAAACCUUAAUACUGCGCAGAAAAGCUUAACAGAAAUAGAAGAGGACUUGGGAUUUCUUAGAGAUCAGUAUACAACAACUGAAGUCAGUAUCCUUUGAUAAACAGAACUAUACAUGUGUAAUCAAUUAUGGUGACGAGUCAAAUUAAGGAAUAAUUUCAUGUGCGUUUUGUCCAGGAUUUUGACAAAACACAAGUGAAAUUAUUUCCUAAUUUCACAAGUAUACCAUUUGAUUACCUAUUAAUAUCAUGGGUAAGGAAUUACAUUGGCAAUCAUGGAUUUUUGACAUGUUUGUUCUGGAUCAUAUCAAUCGAGAAUUCCACUCUCUCAAAAGUUUAGAGCUUAAAUUUGGCUUAAGUUCAGAAUUUUUAGAAUUUUUUGAAAGAAUACCUGUUAGAAUUCUCUCUUAAUGUGUUCUUUCGUGUGUGAAGGUUUUCUAAAGCAUUAUUUUAUGCCCUGACAUCUUCAUUCAUAACAUUUUAAAAAUUCUCGCCAUCUUGGCACUGAGAUGUAUGGAAGGUUGCCAUGGCAAUUUAACACUGAAAUUUCACACCAAAUUUAAGAAGUAAUUUGUCACCUAUGAUAUUAUUCUAAUAAUAGCAAUAGCACAUUGAAAAGUAAAAUACAGUGGAACCAGGUUAAUACAGACACUAAAGGGACAUACCAUAGCAGGGGCGGAUCCAGGAUUUCUUUUAGGAGUAAGUAAGUAAGUAAGUUUCUUAAAUCUCCAGCCAGUGGCUCUUCCGAUUUAAUUUACAAUAAUUAGAAAUCGAAUAAAAACUACUUAUAAAAAUUACAAUAAUAUCAUGAUAAAAAAAACUAAUUCAAAUAAAUAAAUUAACCUAUUCUAAAAAUUCUAAUCCUAAAAAUUGCUACGAACUAUUAUAUAUUUCGCGCUUUACUGGGUGCUUGGGGUGCACUCGUCUCUUGCUCCACUUCAACACCAAUAAACCACAUAGUUUUUUUUUUUGCAGAAUACCAGUUGUAUUAGAAAACCACAGGUCAUCUCAGGGGGGGGGGGGUGCGCACCCCCUGCUCCCUCCCCCUAGAUCCGCCUCUGCAUAGUGUUCGUAUCAUCUGGUUGCCCACAUCAAGUGUGGUCUCAGAAAAAAACACCACGGACACAUUUUGUAUCGAUAUAGAGAUAAAAAGGAGCAGUGACAUGAAGCAAAAAGUCAAGGAAAUAAAACUUGUGUAAUAGGAGGCAAAGCACUAUACUAUAGGAGGGUCAAACACAUAACUGAUCAAAAUAAAAAAGAUCAAGCUAUUUGGCUGUUUCUUUGUAAAAAAAAAAUUAUAUUAACCCCAAGAAAUCUGUCAUUAUUUGAACUGCCAAAUUCUCAAAUCAUCCUGAGCAUUUUCUUGGUUGAUUCCCUUGUCUUUUUGUAACCAUGAUAUCUCCUUAACCUUAAUUCAGACAUGGCUAGAGUUUACAACUGGGAAGUCAAGAAAAGACAAGCACAGAAGUCUCGGUCUGAGAAAUAG
Messenger RNA from Porites lobata, 6967 nucleotides. The record is from the annotation of a GenBank genome assembly. NCBI's taxonomy places the organism in Eukaryota, Metazoa, Cnidaria, Anthozoa, Scleractinia, Poritidae.